AUGGCAUAUGAAUGUGCAAUCAUGCCAAUGAUGAAUCUGUAUGGGGGCAGACUUCAUAUGAUCCUCCCUCCCUCCCUUCUUCAUGGUAAGAAAAGAGGCAGAGGCAGACCCACUUCUUUAAGAAGAAGAGAACAUGAUGAACUGAGGGGUAAAAGAAAGAGGUCAACUUGUCCAUACAAGCUUAAGAAACAACAAACAACUAUAAGGUGUUCUAAAUGUCAUGAAACAUGUCACAAUGCUCUCAGAUGCAAAGUUACUGCACAAAACACAGAAGGACUAGGGAAUUCUAGUGAUGCACCACAACAACAGAAAGCAAAUGCAAAUGCCAAUAUCCCUAUCAGGAGGGAGAAGUUAAAGGUUACUAAGAAAAACACAGAUGGAGUUGGAAAAUCUUGUGAUGCACCACAACAACAACAUGCGGUUCAUGCAAAUGUCAAUAUUUGA
Molecule: messenger RNA, 444 nt
Organism: Striga asiatica
Lineage: Eukaryota; Viridiplantae; Streptophyta; Magnoliopsida; Lamiales; Orobanchaceae
Source: the annotation of a GenBank genome assembly